Molecule: messenger RNA, 885 nt
Organism: Lepus europaeus (European hare)
Lineage: Eukaryota; Metazoa; Chordata; Mammalia; Lagomorpha; Leporidae
Product: paired immunoglobulin-like type 2 receptor alpha
Exons: 7
Coding region: 1-885 (294 amino acids)
Molecular function (GO): MHC class I protein binding
Source: RefSeq, a predicted model, not a curated record
AUGAAGUCAGUGACGGUGAAAAAGGAGCAAGAAAGAGAGGAACCUGCAGAUGCUGGAUCGGCUGGAUCCACUGUAUAUCCUCCCUAUGGGGUCGCCCAACCGGAACUUCUCUCGGCCCCCGUUGGUGGCUCCGUUGAAAUCCCCUUCUCCUUCUGGUAUCCCUGGAAGUUGGCCAAGAAUCCCCACCCGACUAUAGUCUGGAAAAGAGGCCACUUCCACGGGGAGGUUAUCUACAACCACACCCAGCCUUUCAGCCACAAGGAUUACAGGAAUCGGCUCUUCCUGAACUGGACACAGGGGCAGCAGAACGGCUCCCUCAGGAUCUCGAAUCUGCGGCUCAAGGACGGCUCCACAUACUUCUGCCGAGUGGGGCUGAACACACAGACAGACGGCUGGCAGGUGUGGCAGGCCCUCCAGGGAACCUUGCUCAUCAUCACUCCUGCCACCAAGACCACCACUCGGAGACCCACCAACAUAGCCUCCACUGCAGCCACCACAGCAGGCCUCAGGGUCACAGAAGGCAGAAGGAGCCCGGAGUCACAGCCUCUGAGUCUGGAAGCUGCAGUCGGGCUGGCAGUGGCCACUAUUGUGCUCAUAAUUGCGAUUUUGGGACUGCUGGUCUUUCUCAGGUGGAAGAAAACAAAAGGUCGGCCGGCCACAGUCAAAACCCCAGCCAGGGAACACUUACAACACACUGAGGAGAAAUAUGAGAAUAUUGGGAAUAAAGGACGACUUACAGAACCCACACCCGACCUCAAGGAUGACAGCAUCACCUAUGCCUCCCUUGCAUUCUCCAGUCCAACCUCGCUGAGAGCACCUCUCCACCACCCUUCCUGUAGCAGUCCCCAAGAAGAGACCUUGUACUCUGUCUUAAACACCAAAUGA